UUCUCUCUUUUAGAAAGAAAGAAAGAAAGAAGGAAAGAAGAGAGGGCUGGAAAUUGUGUUGUUCUUGUCAAGACCUCCCUUGCUUUUAUUUAUUCAUUUUAAGCUUUCUUUCUUUUAUCAGUGGUGUCCCUCAAAACAUGUCCCUACCAGAUGAUGAGAUAAUGAUGUGGCUAAACACCCAAUAAGAGAUGAGAACAAGAGGAGAUAAAAAGAGAUAAGAGAGAGAUUAGUUGCGCUUUAUUUGGCCUUGCAUAUAGUAUUAUUAUAAUGCCUACAUUAUUAUUAUACUUACAUAUAUAGAGAGUUUUCUUUUUUGCUUUCCUCAUUGAUCAGGGAUUCCAGCCCAGAUUGAGCAAAAGACCAGCUGGGUCUCUCUUGGGUUCCUUUUUCAUUUGUUUAUUUUGUUUUUCUUCUUUUUCUCUCUCUCUCUCUCUCUCUCUCUCUCCAAGAUUGGAGUUAUCUGUGAUGGUUGGGAGGGUUUUUUUUUUUUAAAAAAAAAAUUGCAUAAACCUAACCUUCUAUAGGGGGCAAUGAAGAUAAGGAAGAGGAAAGAGAUCAAAAGGGUCAGCAAAGAAAGGGCUCACACAAAAGGUUGAAGAAUAGGGAGGAGGAGGAGGUGGAGGUGGAGGAGGAGGAGGGUCUGCUGCAGCCCUCCCCCCCUUCUUUCUGAUGAGAUGCCUGCUGCACUCUCUGCUUUCUCCUCAAGUGGCUUCUCCAAAAGGUGUGGUGUUGAUUGGUUCUUGGGCUGGUGGCAGUGAAAAGAGGGGGGGAAUGGAAGGGGUUUUUGGUUAUCUUUUGAAGGGUUGGUGGGCACAGUUUUGAAUCCAGACUGGGGGGGAAAGGCUAGCUGGGUUUCUUCUCUCAAGAUCUCUUCCUGCAGCUGCUGAGCCACUCUUGUGGUUCUUUGGCCAUCAUCUUGUUUUCAUCUGGAAUGGGUGGUCAAAAUAGGGGCUUGGGAUCCUCUAAUGGUGGUGAAUGUGAGGGCUGCAGGAGGUUGAAGGCUAGGUUCCUGGUUUUGUGUGUUUUGAGUGGUUUUGUUGGGUCAAUAGGGGUUUUCUGGGGUUUGGGGAGUUAUGGAUGUAGGGGGAGGGAUUUGUGGGAAGAGAGAGCUCAGGUGCUGGUAGAGCAGUCCAACCUGAGCAAGAACCAGCUCCAGGCCUUGGUCUUGCUGUUAUCAUCCUCGGAGAGAACAUUUGCUCAAUGCAUGGAGAAGUCUCGGGCUUCACAUGACACCUACAGAGCAGAAGGUGGUAGCCUCUCUUGUAUUCGAGAAGCAAUUUGCUUUGAGGGAAAGCGGCGACGAGGUCAACAAGAUUGUGUGAGGGAUGAAAUAGUUCGUGUAGGUCAUUGCGCUGUUCAAAACGAGCACAUUUUGGUUAAUCCUGUGCCUUCACUACCAAAGAAUGAAUACAUGAUAGAUACCUCUCAGCAAAAUUUUGUUUCUUCUCCUGUACAAAAUGAUAUAACACUACUAAAGGCUAAGAAGUUAAUAAACACAGCGAAAGAGCAUCAGAAGCUUCUGUCAAAAAUACUAUGGUGGAUUCUACUGGGGCUACUUGUGCUUUUUGGACUUGGCGAGUUAUCGAAGUCCUCAUAUAAACAAAAUCAUCAGCAGAAGCAUCUGCAAUUGCAGAACUCGAAGAGUGGUGGAAAGUGGAUGAAAAAAAUCCUUUAUAUGGGUGUUUUUCUUGGGGUCUUGGUGUCAGUAUGGAUAUUUGUGAGCAUGAAUGCGAAUAUUAUUGAGAGGAGAACGGAAACUCUUGCGAACAUGUGCGACGAGAGAGCUCGGAUGCUUCAGGAUCAGUUUAAUGUGAGCAUGAACCAUGUGCAUGCUAUGGCCAUCCUGAUCUCAACUUUUCACCAUGGGAAGAAUCCUUCUGCCAUCGAUCAGAAAACCUUUGCGGAAUACACGGCAAGGACAGCAUUUGAAAGGCCGUUAACAAGUGGUGUUGCCUAUGCAUUAAAGGUAUUGCACUCGCAGCGAGAGCUGUUUGAGCAGCAGCACGGAUGGAAAAUAAAGAAAAUGGAGACCGAGGAUCAUUCCCCUGUUCAAGAUGAUUAUAAUCCCGAAAAGCUCAACCCCUCACCCAUCCAAGAUGAAUAUGCACCAGUUAUAUUCUCCCAAGAAACUGUAUCUCACAUCGUGUCCAUAGAUAUGAUGUCUGGCAAGGAAGACCAUGAUAACAUUUUACGAGCUAGGUCAACCGGAAAGGGGGUCCUUACCUCUCCCUUUAAGCUUUUGAAAUCCAAUCACCUUGGAGUAGUGCUGACUUUUGCAGUAUACAACUCUGACCUUCCUCCAAAUGCUAUUCCCCAAGAACGCAUUGAAGCUACAGUAGGAUAUCUUGGUGCAUCAUUUGAUGUCCCAUCUUUGGUGGAUAAACUUCUGCAGCAGCUUGCUAGCAAGCAAACAAUUGUUGUUAACUUAUAUGACACCACUAAUUCGUCUUCCCCUAUUAAAAUGUAUGGCCCUGAUGUCUCUAAGUCAAGUGGGUUCCAUAUUAGCCAUGUGGAUUUUGGGGAUCCAUUGCGUAAACAUGAAAUGCAUUGCAGAUUUAAAAAUGAGCCUCCGUUGCCAUGGACAGCAAUUACAACAUCGAUUGGAGUUGCUGUGAUUGUUUUGCUUGUUGGGCAUAUAUUUUAUGCAGCUCUAAAUCGCAUCGAGAAGGUGGAAGAUGAUUACCGUGAAAUGCGAGAACUAAAAGUGCGAGCUGAAGCUGCUGAUGUAGCAAAGUCACAGUUUCUGGCAACAGUUUCCCAUGAAAUUAGAACUCCAAUGAACGGCGUCUUAGGCAUGUUGCAGAUGCUGCUCGACACGGAGCUCGACGCAACUCAGCAAGAUUUUGCAGUGACUGCUCAACAAAGUGGAAAGGCUCUAAUAACUCUAAUAAACGAGGUCCUUGAUCAGGCUAAGAUAGAAUCAGGAAGGCUUGAGCUAGAGGCUGUUCCUUUUGACGUCCGUGAUGUUCUGGAUAAUGUGCUUUCUCUAUUUUCAGACAAGUCACAGGUCAAAGGUAUAGAGUUGGCCGUGUAUGUAUCUGAUCAAGUUCCAGAAGUUCUUAUUGGGGACCCAGGGCGGUUCAGGCAGAUCCUUACAAAUCUCAUUGGAAAUUCUGUGAAGUUCACAGAAGAAGGACAUAUCUUUGUCUCGGUGCAUCUGGUUGGAGAAGUGAAGAUCUCUAAUAACAUUACCAGCCCAAUAUCACAUGAAAAUGCUGAAGUACGUACUAAUUGCAGAGAUAAAUCAUAUAACACAUUAAGUGGGUUUCAAGUAGUAGAUAGACGGAGAAACUUGGAAAACUUCCGAAUGUUCAAGUCUACAACUGAACCAAGUGAUUCAGUAAACCUAUUAGUAACAGUCGAAGAUACUGGUGUUGGAAUACCUGAAGAUGCUCAAAGCCGUAUUUUCACACCUUUUAUGCAAGCUGAUAGUUCUACUUCCCGUACAUAUGGUGGAACUGGUAUUGGAUUGAGCAUUAGCAAAUGCUUAGUUGACCUAAUGGGUGGAGAAAUAGGUUUUGUUAGUAAACCUGGGGUUGGAAGUACUUUCUUUUUCACUGCUGUUUUCACAGAAGGAAAGAAGAAUUCAGGAGAUAUGAAGAGGUACCAUUUCGAUGCUACUCUCUCAGAUUUCUGGGGAAUGAGAGCACUGGUUGUUGAUGGGAGAAGAGUACGUGCUGAGAUCUCGAAGUAUCAUCUGCAGAGAUUAGGGAUACAAGCAGAUAUUGCCACUGACCCAAAAGCUGCACUUUCGGCCAUUUUCGAGGCAUCCAGUUUAAGCGGGACGAGCAAAUUGGACAUGGUGCUUGUUGAUAAGGAAGCUUGGGGUGAAGGAUCCGGUCUGGCAUUUCCCAGUCAUCUUACUGACCUUCGACGAAAUGGCAGUACAAUUAAGCCAAGACAAAGCACCCCAAAGCUCUUCCUAUUGGCUACUUCUUUAAGUCUAACUGAGAUUGAUGAGUUAAAGUCAGCAGGAUAUAUUGACUGUAUACGGAAGCCCCUUCGCCUUAGUAUGAUGGCUGUUUGCCUUCGAAAAGCGCUUGGUGUAGGGAUAAAAAGGCAGCAGGUUAGAGGACAGCCGCUGGCACUUCAAAGCCUUUUGAAAGAGAAACAGAUUUUAGUAGUAGAUGAUAAUGCAGUUAAUCGUAGAGUUGCAGCUGCUGCUUUGAAGAAAUAUGGAGCUAUUGUUACCUGUGUAGCUAGUGGAAAGGAGGCAAUUGUGAUGCUACAGCCUCGUCACAAGUUUGAUGCUUGCUUUAUGGAUGUUCAGAUGCCUGAGAUGGAUGGCUUCGAGGCCACGAGACAAAUCCGUUCUUGUGAGAAAAAAAUAAAUGAACUGAUUGAGAGAGAAGUAUCUAUGGAUAACGGGGAUGUGACCCAUUGGCACACACCUAUAUUAGCUAUGACAGCAGAUGUAAUUCAGGCAACACAUGAUGAAUGUUUGCGAUGUGGUAUGGAUGGCUAUGUGUCUAAGCCGUUUGAAGAAGAGCAGCUCUACUCUGCUGUGGCUCGGUUCUUUGAGUCCGAUGCGGUAGAUCCAACGUUCUAGGAAGUUGUCAUUGCUGCCUGAUUUCUCUGGUUAUCUCCUCAAUCAUGCAGGGUGACUAAUUCGUAAGCAGAAAGCAUGGCAAAACAGUUCUUUGGAUGGCUGAGCUGUAUAGUGGCGGACCAUCUGAACUUGGUUUUUCAAUGGCUGCCCGAUUAUCCGGAUUUGAAACACUACAUUAAGAGGAUGACUUCAAUUUCCAGGAUAAGAUGGUCAGCGAACUUUUUACGGAACGUUCCCGAGAAACCCGUAGUCCCUCUCAAAGAGCAUCCUCACGAGAUAACUAAGUAGAUUCCACCCCACCAUGUUGUAUGUAUGAUUUUGUAAUGAGUUAAGCAAUUGUCUUUUGUUCAUAUGUUUUGACUUGUAUAUUGGUGAUGCUUAGAGUAGGGUAUGCAAUAUAAUUUAUUGAAUGCUGUAUAUAUGUAUGUGAACUAUAGUAUUUCUUUUCCCCCCCUCGUACCACAGAAAUUUGUUGGAUGUAUGGAUGGUCAAACUGUAUUCUAUCAGAAGCAGGAAAAAUACGUUUUAAUUUUUUAACUUCU
Messenger RNA from Ananas comosus (pineapple), 5091 nucleotides. RefSeq names its product probable histidine kinase 5. The record is from RefSeq and is a predicted model, not a curated record. The coding region runs from base 932 to 4549 and encodes 1205 amino acids. Gene Ontology annotation, biological process: phosphorelay signal transduction system; phosphorylation. Lineage: Eukaryota; Viridiplantae; Streptophyta; Magnoliopsida; Poales; Bromeliaceae. The transcript is spliced from 14 exons. Gene Ontology annotation, molecular function: phosphorelay sensor kinase activity.